Messenger RNA from Amphiprion ocellaris (clown anemonefish), 3763 nucleotides. Its product is annotated as phosphatidylinositol 4-phosphate 5-kinase type-1 gamma-like. The record is from RefSeq and is a predicted model, not a curated record. Bases 228 to 2678 code for a protein of 816 amino acids. Gene Ontology annotation, molecular function: phosphatidylinositol kinase activity. Lineage: Eukaryota; Metazoa; Chordata; Actinopteri; Pomacentridae. The transcript has 18 exons. Gene Ontology annotation, biological process: phosphatidylinositol metabolic process.
GCAGCAGCCUUUGCGUGGGAUGAAGUGACGCACAGCGGUGGCAGAGAUGAUCCGCGCCGCUGGAUCUGAGCGUCCGCACACGGUGGAGUUAUGAGGUCCGCAGUAGUAGCAGCAAAUACCGAGUGAGGCUGAAAUGACGGGAUCCCUACGUUGUUUCCAAGCGCAUUCCGCAGCAUCUGGUUCUCAGUGAGGAAGCGGCGCGUCGUCGUCGGGAAACCUUCCUGGACAUGGACGGAGGGACUGCGGAACCGGGGGAUGACGGGAGCGAGGCAGCCGCCGCCGGCCUCUGUCUACAGCUAGACUUCGGGGACACCGAUUCAGCCAGGAAGGCUCAAAUAACAGAGAUGCCGUCCCCAUUUGGAGCAGGCCAAGCUCAUGAGAAGAAGAUUGGUCACAGGAGGGUCGAUGCCUCUGGAGAAACAACAUAUAAGAAGACCACCUCCUCUGCCUUGAAAGGGGCUAUCCAGUUGGGUAUUGGAUACACUGUUGGCAAUCUCAGCUCCAAGCCUGAGAGAGAUGUUCUCAUGCAGGACUUCUACGUGGUUGAAAGCAUCUUCUUCCCCAGUGAAGGCAGUAACCUCACACCAGCCCACCACUUCCCAGACUUCAGGUUUAAAACCUACGCUCCUGUGGCCUUCCGUUACUUCAGAGAGCUGUUUGGGAUCCGACCAGAUGACUACCUGUAUUCUCUAUGUAAUGAGCCACUGAUUGAAUUGACGAAUCCAGGAGCGAGUGGCUCCAUAUUCUACGUAACCCGUGAUGAUGAGUUCAUCAUCAAAACUGUCCAACACAAAGAAGCUGAGUUUCUACAGAAAUUGCUCCCUGGAUACUACAUGAACUUGAACCAGAACCCCCGGACUUUGCUGCCCAAGUUCUUUGGCCUCUAUUGCGUCCAGUGUGGCGGCAAGAACAUCAGAAUUGUUGUGAUGAACAAUAUCUUGCCGCGCUCCGUACGCAUGCACCUUAAGUUCGACUUGAAGGGCUCCACAUACAAGAGACGAGCAUCCAAGAAGGAAAGGGAGAAGUCCAAACCCACUUUUAAAGACCUGGACUUUCUGAAUGAUGUCCCUGAAGGCCUCACUCUGGACCAGGACACGUUCAGUGCUUUGGUCAAAACCCUGCAAAGAGACUGUCUGGUUCUGGAGAGUUUUAAGAUCAUGGACUACAGUUUACUGCUUGGAGUCCAUAACAAGACCCAAGCAGAGAGAGAGCAGCAGUCGCAGGGUUCACCUGCAGGAGGUGGAGAUGAAAAGAAGCCUGCAGGGCAGAGAGCCUUGUACACCACCGCCAUGGAGUCCAUACAGGGAGGCUCCACAUGCAGGGACACACUGGACCACGACGACACUAUGGGCGGUAUUCCAGCUGUAGGAAGUAAAGGAGAGCGCCUCCUGCUGUUCAUUGGAAUCAUUGACAUUCUGCAGUCCUACAGACUGAUUAAGAAACUGGAGCACUCUUGGAAAUCUCUCAUCCAUGACGGGGACACAGUGUCGGUUCACAGACCGGGUUUCUAUGCUGAGAGGUUCUACAAAUUCUGCAGCACAAUUGUCUUCAGGAAGAGCAACUCACUGCGAUCGUCUCCGUCUAAGAGGGGACGAGGGGUGCUCUUGUCCAAGUCCAGUGCUGGAGCCAGUUCAACUGGGCAUCGUCCUUCACUCACUGAUGACAGGCAGGAAAACCUGGACAACUUGGAGAACCUGAGAGGAGCUCGCAGCUUCCCCAUGCUCGAGGACAAUGGGAGGGAGCCUCCCUGCACUCCUCCUUCAUUUGAAGAUGCUACCACAGCAUCUAUUGCUACCACUCUGUCAUCCAACAACUCCCUACCGACCACCCCAUUCGAUACACCGGAGCACCCACGCUACAGGAGACAAAUGCAGUCCCCAAACAUGGCCAGGUCACAAAAAGAGGUAGUUGAGAUUCACGGUGAAAGACAGGACACCAUCACAGUGGAGGUGGAGCUCAGUAAAAUCCCAAAGAGCACGGAGCUCACGCAGAUGACAGAAAAAACAUCCCCCAAACAUCUAUCACCUGACCACCUGCCUCGAGUCAUCACUUCAUCCACUCCUCCCUCUCUCAGUCCAUCCUCUGCACAUUCCUCCGCUACCCUUCCUCCUUCCUUUGUGUCCUCCACUGCUCAGCCUACUGGCCAGUCCUCCUCCAACACACUUUCUUCAUCCAUCCGUCCAUCCACCAAACCGCUCGCCUCUCCCACAGCAGCUCAGUCUUCCACUCUUUCUUCUCCGGUCUCUCAUCCAGCUACACCCUCCACACGUCCCACUUCAACUCCAGGCAGCUCCACCCUCCCUCCUGCCUCCGCAUUCACUCCUAUCUGUCCAGCAUCUCCUCACUCCUCCACCCAGAGCUCCUCUCACCAUCUCCCCUCGACGCCCCCUGCCUCGGUCCCUCCGAGCCCUCAGGUGCCUCAGCAGGCGGCGCAAACGUCGUGCAAUCAGCUGUCUGUGUCCAGCAGCCACAACUCAUUGGACGGGGAGGUGCAGGUUUCCGACAUAUACUUUUAUGCAGAUGGCAGAUAUUGGGUGUACUCUCCAGUUCUUGGCCGUCGUAAGCUAAACUCUAGCUCAAGUUACAAUCAGCCUCAGGAGGAUCGGAGCUGGGUGUACUCUCCUCUGCACUGCAGCUCAGAGUCCAGAAGGGGCUCAGAUGGGGAGAGUGAGACAUAACCGACAGUGGAGACAGCAGUGAAGGGUGGAGUCAGAGGCUGUCUCCAUGUACGAAAGUCGACAGGUUUUAAUUAUAAAGCCACCGGGACACGAUGAAGAUCUAAUCGCUGGUUACCCAUGCUGCAUGUGGGAGCCUGCUUUGCCAAUUGCAACAAAAACUAUAUGAAUGAACUUUGGGAGGAAGCAUUCAAGUAUAAAAGUGUUAAACAAUGCAUCCAAACAAAUAUACUGACAUGUUAUCAAACUGUUGUGCAAAACAAUUACAAAGCAUUGGUUCAGGACAAUCUGACUGACAUCAGGUGGAAAAGCUAAAAUGGUACAAUCCGCUGAGUGGCACUGUGAAUCUUUAUGGCGUUUCUUCAUAACAAGCCUGGCAUGGCGAUGGCAUCAUCAGUUCAAACUAAUACCUCACACAGAAACCUUGAUUCAACCCACACAGCUAAUCACAAAAUAAAGUUUUAAAUUCUAGUGCCGAUUCCAAAGUUUCAGAACAUUGCAAACAUGCAUCCAUUUAUUUUCUGCGACUUUAUUCCAGAGUUGGGUUGCCAUGGCAGCAGGCUAAGCUAGGUUGUCUAGACAUUCCUCUCCCCAGCUCAGGCUAUGCAAUUUGGACAUUUAAGUUGCUGAUUUUAUUUACAUUUUUUUUGACUCAACUUGAGUGAACUACUCACAUAUUUAUUUUUCACUAGGGGCAUGUCAGAGCUGUUUGUACUUUUAUUUUAGCACUUUAUAAAUGUACAUGUGGUUGAGGUCUUUGAAAUUGUGUAUGUUUUGUUAAUUUGUCAUCAGUUGUUGGUUGAAAACACACUCGAACACAGUUAAUGUUAUGUGUGCUGCGUAUACACAGUGUUCUGUUUCUUCCAGUGGUGUGUGGUGGUCCACUUAACGAUUUUUGAUCUGACCAUGAAUGCUUGUGUUCAAAUUGCCUUACUGACAAACUCAUUAUUGUAACCGUUUUUGAUAUUUUCUGGUCACAUGUAAUCAUUCUGCAAAAAACAAAGAAAAAAAUCCUUAGAAAUACAAACAUGCAAAAUAUUUUAUUGUGAGUAAACACCAAAUAUCUGAAGCAGAGUUAAAACCGUAUA